Messenger RNA from Atta colombica, 804 nucleotides. Its product is annotated as putative gustatory receptor 28a. Bases 1 to 804 code for a protein of 267 amino acids. NCBI's taxonomy places the organism in Eukaryota, Metazoa, Arthropoda, Insecta, Hymenoptera, Formicidae. Gene Ontology annotation, cellular component: membrane; neuronal cell body; dendrite. Gene Ontology annotation, biological process: sensory perception of taste. The transcript has 4 exons. The record is from RefSeq and is a predicted model, not a curated record.
AUGAUCAUCGUUUGCAUCUUGAAGAUUUGCCUGCUGAUACUUCUCCUGUUCACUGAAAUCCUGGCCUUCCAUACGGGUCUAGUCUCAUGGCUGACAGACAUUUUGCCAACAUUUCACGUGGAUUGGCUCUUGAUACAAUAUUUCUUGUUGGUGACGAUUAUUCAGACAGAUUUUGCUGAUGUGAAUCGAGCGAUACAAAGCCUCAUCAGAAUCAAUACACUUGAUUUUCGACUGCAAUCUUUCUACCAAAUGCGUCGUAUCGUAGUCAACAAUUCGAUCGUUCAUCAACUGUUGCAAUUGCAAGAUGUGCAUUGUCAUCUUUGUGAAAUCUCUGAAGAUGUGUCGAGUUUCUAUUCACUACCAGUACUAUUCGGAAUCGUUUUUCUCUUUCUGACACUCGUAUAUAAUGGUUACUAUCUUCUCUUGCCUCUGUUGAUGAUUGAUAUCUUAGAAUAUGAGACUCUUAGUAAUACCAUCGUCUGGAUAAUAUUUCUGAUUUAUCCCAUCUCUCUCCUCACCAAUAGAAUUACCAGGAUUUUAAUCGAGAUGAAGAAAACGGGUAAUAUAGUGCAUAAUCUUUUAAACUGUACAAUCGGGAAAGAGACAAAAGCAGAGCUCAAAUUUUCGCUUCAGUUGCUACAUCGCAAAAUACAGUUUACAGCUAACGGAUAUUUUACGCUCGAUAAUACUUUUCUUUAUUCGCUAAUUGGCACAGUGAUAACAUAUUUGGUAAUACUUGUGCAAUUUCAAAUGGGAAGCUCGCGUUCAUCAGACAGCAAUGUAACUAUACAAGGAAAAAUUUAA